AUGAAAAGAAAAAAAGUUGCUUUUGUACACUUCCAAAGGAAUUCAUUUCCUUUAUAUUGUAAGCUGGGAACAUUAAUCUUUUGUUUUGGUCAUGCAUGCAGGCUUUACAUUUGAUGGCUUGUUGGGCAGAAAAACCAGAUUCAAGAGCAUUCAAAUUGCACCUGGCUAGGAUUCCAGAUUUCUUUUGGGUUGCUGAAGAUGGAAUGAAAGUGCAGAGUUUUGGAAGUCAAUUAUGGGAUGCUGUUCAUGCUACACAAGCAAUUAUAGCGAGUAAUCUUGUUGAUGAGUUUGGGAUUACCCUUAAAAAAGCACACAAUUUUAUCAAACAGUCACAGAUUCAAGAAAACCCAUCUGGCGACUUUCAAAGUAUGUAUCGUCACAUUUCGAAAGGGGCUUGGUCAUUCUCUGAUCAAGAUAAUGGUUGGCAAGUCUCUGACUGUACAGCCGAAGCAAUGAAGGCUCUAUUCUUGCUCUCAAAAAUGCCACUGGAAACUGUGGGGGAAAAAAUAGAAGCUGAACGAUUAUUUGACGCUGUGAAUGUACUUCUUUACUUGCAACACAAAAAUGGAGGUUUUGCACCCUGGGAGCCAAUAAGAUCACCGCCAUGGUUGGAGCUGUUAAAUCCCACGGAAGUUUUUGCCAUUGCUAUCGUUGAUCAUGAGAGUGUUGAAUGCACUGCUUCUGCAGUCCAAGCUUUAGUAUCAUUCAAACAGUUGUAUCCAGAACACAGAGGGAAAGAAAUACAAAUCUCAAUUGCUAAAGCACUAUGUUAUCUUGAAGACAAGCAGAAUUCUGAUGGUUCUUGGUAUGGAAAUUGGGGGAUUUGCUUCACCUAUGGCACAUUGUUUGCAUUAAAAGGUUUAGUAGCCUGUGGCCGGACGUAUUACAAUUGCCUAGCAAUCCUCAAAGCUUGUAAAUUCCUGCUUUCAAAACAAGAGGACACAGGUGGAUGGGGGGAAAGCUAUAUUGCAUGCCCAAAUAUGGAGUAUACCCAUUUGGAAGGAAACAGGUCGAAUGUAGUACAAACUUCAUGGGCAUUAAUGGCUCUCAUUCAUGCUGGACAGGCCGACAUAGAUCCGGCACCUUUACAUAAAGCAGCAAAGUUUUUGAUAAACUCGCAAAUGGACAAUGGCGAUUUUCCUCAGCAGGAGAUGACAGGGACCUCUCUGAGAGUGUGUAUGCUACAUUAUGCAGCAUAUAGGAGCAUCUUUCCACUUUGGGCACUUGGAUUAUACCGCGAACAUGUUUGUUUUCCUUCAAAGAACCUUUAGAUGCAAGUUUUAAAUGGAAAUAUUUCGC
Messenger RNA from Ilex paraguariensis (yerba mate), 1299 nucleotides. The record is from the annotation of a GenBank genome assembly. NCBI's taxonomy places the organism in Eukaryota, Viridiplantae, Streptophyta, Magnoliopsida, Aquifoliales, Aquifoliaceae.